Botrytis porri is the source of this 222-nucleotide messenger RNA. RefSeq lists its product as uncharacterized. NCBI's taxonomy places the organism in Eukaryota, Fungi, Ascomycota, Leotiomycetes, Helotiales, Sclerotiniaceae. The transcript has 2 exons. The coding region runs from base 1 to 222 and encodes 73 amino acids. The record is from RefSeq and is a predicted model, not a curated record.
AUGUCCCACAUACCUCCGAACUCCGAAAAACAACCACAGAAGAACAAAGACGAAGACGAAGACGAAGACGAAGACAAAGACAAAGACAAAGACAAAGACAAAGACAAAGACAAAGACAAAGACAAAGACAAAGACAAAGACAAAGACAAAGACAAAGACAAAGACAAAGACAAAGACAAAGACAAAGACAAAAGACAAAAGCAUGUGCAAUCAUCUUUCUAG